UGCCAGAGCUAUCUGGAGCUGUAAUGGGUCUUCAAGAGCCUCCAUGGCGUCCAAAUGGCACCGACAAUCAAGAAACCACCCAUAGGUCCCGAACCUACACGUCUCCGUCAAAUCGCGCUAGUCGCUCAUGAUUUGGAGAAUGCCAGGCAUGUUUUGACAAAGAUACUCGGCACAGAAGUAAUCUACGAAGAUCCCCUCGUCGCACAAUGGGGGCUUCAUAACUUCCUGGUCCCUCUAGGCGGCGACGUCCUCGAAGUCGUCUCCCCGCUCUCCUCCUCCCCAUCCACCUCAACCCCCGCAUCCCGCCACCUCUCAAAGCGAGGCGAGGGAGGCUACAUGAUAAUAAUGCAGUCCGCCUCCGCCAUUGCCCGCCGCGAAUACCUAAAGUCACACAAUCUCGCAAAAGUUAUAUUCGAGCAUAGAACAGAAGAGGGCGUGUGUAUACAAUACCAUCCCAAGGGUAUCAAGGGCGGCGUAAUACCUGAGCUUGAUUCGCACUUUUCCGAGGAAGGAGGUGGAAGGGUGUCAGAUGGGAUGAAAGAGAGAUUUGCGCCUUGGCACGCUUGUGGCCCGCUCAGUGGGUUUGAGAAAUAUGGGGCGGCUAUGAAGCGACAUUCUCAACUGCACCUUAUGGCUGUCACUCUUCGGCUUGCGCCAGAGGAUACCGAUGUUGAGGGUGCUGUGAGGCAGUGGGAGAGCUUGUUUGGGGUGGGCAGGCUAGAGGGGGAGGGGAGCAGAGAAGUGGCCUUUACAAAUGCAAUAAUGGAGUUUUGCGAGGGGAGAGAUGGUGAAGAGGAAGGGUUGAGAGAUGUGGUUAUUGGUGUUGAGGGAAACGAGAAGUUCCAGGGGAUUUUGAAGAGAGCGAGAGAAGAGGGGUUGGAGGUUGAGGAGGAUCUUGGAGUGGCUGGGGAUUUUCAAAUGUUGGGAGUGAGGUGGGUGAUUAUUUUGAUGGACGAAGGCAUAGUGAAGAGUCGGUUAUAGGAUGAAUAUGAGCUUGAUCAAGUCUCCGAGGUCUGGUAGAUUCGUACGCUUUUAGAACAUUGAGAUCUUCAGAAUCAAGGGUUCCACUUCGCCCCA
This is a messenger RNA of Hyaloscypha bicolor E, 1077 nucleotides long. RefSeq lists its product as uncharacterized. Lineage: Eukaryota; Fungi; Ascomycota; Leotiomycetes; Helotiales; Hyaloscyphaceae. The record is from RefSeq and is a predicted model, not a curated record. Bases 55 to 981 code for a protein of 308 amino acids. The transcript is spliced from 3 exons.